GAGCUCGGGAUAAACCACUGUUUUCAUUUCUCCCUGAACUUCCUGCAGUCAUCCUCAAUGUUCAGGAUUUCGUUGUCUAAGGUUCCAUUGACUCGCCUUGUCUUCCCUCCCAUUCAAAAUGCUCAGACUAGGACAGUCACCACAACAGUGACAGAUGCCGUUUCUCGGAGGCCUGACAUUCCGAGUCCGAGAGUGCCAGGCAAGAUAUCUACACCGCAAGAUUUUCUUAAAGCCAUUGGUCGUUCGUCAGAGACCAAAAUAUCCAUAGACAGCUGGGACGCGUUCUGGCGUACAUCAGGAUGGGAUAUGAAGAAUGCUGGGUUGAGCAUCCAAGACCGAAGGUAUAUUCUUUGGUGCAUGGAAAAGUUCAGGCAGAACCAACCGAUAGAAACGUUUGCACAUGAAGUGAGACCCAAGAAGAAAAUACGAGGUCGAGGUCCCGCUGUUCAAUUCGGAAAGCGCAUCCGCUCACGGAGAGAUCGGUAAUUCCGUACCGUACUCCAGCUUAAUUUCGCCCUCUGUUCAUUACACGCAUAUUCUGAAUCAUUCAACGACCUUUGUUAAUCUCCGUCAGCUGUUGGAGCUAUCUAGCUCUCAUAACAAGACUCCAAUUCCUCGAGGCCAGGGUAAAGACUUAUUUUGACACACUUUUGGUUUCUUGGUUUGUUCGGAAUUCCCACGAGAC
Messenger RNA from Suillus paluster, 685 nucleotides. RefSeq lists its product as uncharacterized. The coding region runs from base 58 to 486 and encodes 142 amino acids. Gene Ontology annotation, cellular component: mitochondrion. The transcript is spliced from 4 exons. Lineage: Eukaryota; Fungi; Basidiomycota; Agaricomycetes; Boletales; Suillaceae. The record is from RefSeq and is a predicted model, not a curated record.